Podarcis lilfordi (Lilford's wall lizard) is the source of this 3256-nucleotide messenger RNA. Lineage: Eukaryota; Metazoa; Chordata; Lepidosauria; Squamata; Lacertidae. The record is from the annotation of a GenBank genome assembly.
AUGGACAGAAAAAUGAACCGUCGUCGUACUUGGAGUUGCUGGUGUCCUUUGUCCAUUAUAUUCACGUCCACAGUUGUGUUGCUGAAAAACACUGGAACUGAGUGUGGCGAAAACACCCUGAGUCCUCCCUACACUUAGGAACAUUUUACUGAUUUGGCACUUGGGUUGGAUAGAUCCCAAUUCAGCAUUUAAAUAUUUUAAAAUUUUGACUGACUCAGUACAAUUCUAUGCUUCAUGUUACUUUUUUUAAAAAAAUUACAGUAUAGGGUUGGUAUCAGGGAUCUGUUAGUUUCUAAGGCAUCUCACAUCAUAUCUUACAACCUUUAUUUUUUGUCUUCAGCUCAAAACCUGGAUAGAUGAAUUAAAAUACUGAAUGAUCCGUAUCAUUUGUUGUUUCAGCCACUGGCCAUUACAAAAGAUCAUGAAAAAGUUACACUUGAUAUUGGACGUUUGGUAACUUUAAUACCUUGGGUGAUAGCUAAUUCCCCCCUGAAAUGGUUUACAACAUAUGAUAAGGAAAUGCGAUGUCUAUGUACUAUUUCUAUGUAGUUUGUGCAGGAAUUCCAUGUGGAUUGUGUGCUUCAAUGGGAUACACACUGAACAUAUUCUCAACAAAGAAUACAUUAGCCCUUUACCCAGGACUCUUUGUUUUUUCUGCUGAGACACAGCUACCCCCAAAAAACUUUUAUAAUUUGUAUCUAGAUAAGUAAAUCAAAUGUUUGACUCUUUGUUUCUGUGGUGCUUACGUAGGAAUGCCUAGUGGAUCAGGUCCAGCUCCUAGUGCAUCACCUGUUGCAAUGGGAAAUAUACCAAAGAUAUUUACAACGGAUUAUGCAUCAGGUAAAUUUUGCAACCUUAACGUUGCCGCAGGGAUCUUUGCUUUUGCUGCAACACCAAGCAACUCUGCAUGGAAUUGUUUCAAUUUGGUAUCAGGAUAAGAAAAACAGGUGUUUGACUUUUAUUUCUAUGGUGCUUAUGCAGGGGUUUCGAGUUCACCAGGUCUGACUCCUGCCGCAUCGUGCACUUCAGUAGGAUGUUCACCGAACCCAUUCAAGAUGAAUACACUAGGUAAAUUUGUUAGUCUGUGAGGUGCUGCAACGCUUUGGGUUUUUUUGCUGUAGCACAAACACCCCCACCCAUAGAAAUUGUUUACAAUCAGAUGUUUGUGUUCUAUUUCUGUGUGGCACUUAUGCAGGAAUUCCAGGCCCAGCACCCAGUGGAUCAUGUACUUCAAUAGGAUCUGCACCAAACAUACUCUUAAUGAAGACUGUGCCAGGUUAGAUAAUUUAUAUGACAUUUAUGCUCUGGUUCUUACUAUGCUUUUCAGCUCCGAGGUAACUCUGAAUGGGUUUCCACUGUACAAAGUGUUUUACCGGUCUCGUGUGACUUUCCCCAGAGAUAAGGAGAUAGAUGUCAGAUUACAAAAUAUUAGCUUGCUGAAAUCUGCUUGGCAAGCUGUGUAGAUAACGGGGGUUUAGGCCUGCACUCAUAUCAGCCCCAGCAACUAUGGCCAGUGGCGAGCAAUGAGGGGAGUUGUAAUUCAGCAACAACUGGAGGGCUAAAUGCUCCCUGCACCUGAGAUAACUUUUCUCUAGGUCUUUCCUAGCUAAAGACAACUCUUACCCUACCUGAAGACAUGCAUUGUCCAGCAAGAGUGGACCAUAAUCCACUGGUACAGAAUACACUUUGUUUUCCCUCCCACCCAAAAGAGAAAAGUUUGGGCUCAAUCCUUGCAACUCCAGCUAAAAGAUUUGAGGUGGGAUUAUUCCCCCCACCCCCCAAACUUGCUGUCUGAGUCUUUGGUCAGGGAGGAAAGCACUGGAUUAUAUGGAAUCAUACAUUUUUUAGAGUGGAAAGGAACUCUGGGGUCCCCCCCCAAAAAAGCUCUGAUCAUUAUAUCCACCUUGCAACCUCAGCAGAUGGCUGCCCUUCUUUAACUAUCUAAUGAAGGAGAACUCACCAUCUUCUGAGGCAGUCCGUCAAACAGCUCUUAUACAUACCGUAUUUUUUGCACCAUAACACUCACUUUUUUCCUCCUAGAAAGUAAGGGGAAAUGUCUGUGCGUGUUAUGGAGGAAAUGCCUAUGGGUGGCAUGCCUACAGAUUUUCCUCCUCUAAAAACUAUGUGCGUGUUAUGGUCGGGUGCGUGUUAUAGAGCGAAAAAUAUGGUACCUUAAUCCUGCCACACAUUAUCAUUACCACUAGGUGGCAAUAAGUGCCUAGUAGUCCAGCCUCCCCAAUAUCAGUGGAAAGACUUUGGACCUCCUUGCUUUUCUGAACUGAUACUACUACUACCAAAGAUUUUCUACCCACCAUGCAGAACUCCACACUCGGCUCCAAUUCAGCAGGCACCUUCUGCUUUUAAGUGAAAAUAAAUACAUUAGGAGCUCCAGCCACUGAAUUCCCAUACAAUAUAGGAAGCUGCCUCAAUACUGAGUCAGACCAUCUAUCUCAAUAUCGUCUGCACUGACACCUGUUCUGCCCUAUAUAUAUGUAAAGCAGUAUUUAAACAGUCAUGACUUCCCCAAAAGAAUCCUGGGACGUGUAGUUUGUUAAGGCCGCUGAGAGUUGUUAACAGACCCUUAUUCCAAGACUAGUUUAACAAUCAAUCCCUCUCCACAGAGAACUCUGGGAAUUGUAGCUCCGUGAGGAGAAUGUGGGUCUUCCUAACAACUCUCAAAGAAUAGUUGCUAUUGUUUUGUUUUCUGUUUAUUUGUGCUUUUAUCUGUCUUGUGAAUCACCUUGAGAACUUUGGAUGAAAGGUGGUAUAUAAAUUUAAUAAAUAAUGAGAGAUAAUGCGUUCCGGCCUCUCUGGCCCUCAGGACACUCCCCAGGCCACGCCAUUCACUGGUCCUGCUUCACCCCCUCCUUGAGUGUUUUUGCUUGGCUGAAAUGUGUUAUUGACAUCUGAUAAUGCCUCUUUAUUGCCCUAACGGAGGGUACAGAGGAGUGGUGUGUGUGUGUGUGUGUGUGUUUGUGUAGAGCUGGCCUGCUGUAAAAAAAGAAAAGGAAAAAAAGAGUGAGAUUUACAUGAAUUGCUCCUCCCACUUUUGUCUCUAGCCACACCCACCACUGGCAUGUGAUUCCUGGAUGUUUGCUUUUGGAAGGGAAGGUGGCCUAAUGCAUGAAAAUUAUUCCCGAUCUCCUGGCCUAAAUUGUUUUUUCUCUUUACCUCAGGCAUCAUUAAGCGGCGUUCACCAGUAGCACUUAGCACCAUCCUAGAAAAUGGGGAGGUUACAGCAACGAAAUUAAACUAA